Aegilops tauschii subsp. strangulata is the source of this 1110-nucleotide messenger RNA. RefSeq lists its product as uncharacterized. The record is from RefSeq and is a predicted model, not a curated record. Gene Ontology annotation, biological process: mitochondrial proton-transporting ATP synthase complex assembly. Lineage: Eukaryota; Viridiplantae; Streptophyta; Magnoliopsida; Poales; Poaceae. Gene Ontology annotation, cellular component: mitochondrial membrane.
CCGGCCGGAGCAUCGUCAUUCUCAUUCUCCUUCCCCUGCUGCUCCUCCCCACCACUCUUCUCGCCCGCCCCGAAAACCCUAGCUAAUUCUCCCCAUGGCGACGGCGAGGCUGCGAUCCGCGUCGGCGUCCUCCCUCCGGGGGAUCCUCCUCCGCCACUGCUCCGCGGGACCCGCCGCCUCCGGUGCGCCCCCGCGCGCCUUCUCAGAUUUUCAGGUUCCUGGAUCUGCAACAUGGAGGCAUUUCUCAACAUGCAAGCCUAAUCCUCUUGCAAAAGGGAACAGUUUUGGCUCAAUGGCUUCUCUGUACAGCCAGACAAGAUGGGCUUCUCAAGCCACCGCUGUUAAAGAAACUGACCCCAGUGGCGGCAAGAUAAGCAUUGGGCCCAAAUCCAAGCAGAUCAGGGAGGAGGACAAAGAUGAUGAUCUGGUUUAUCAGGGACCGAUAUCAUCAACCAUCAAGAAAGUGAAGCUUCUGUCCCUGUCCACCUGCUGCCUCUCCGUGUCGCUAGGCCCUGUCAUAACAUUCAUGACUUCACCCGACAUGAAUGUGAUCCUCAAGGGAGGUGUCGCAUCCACCGUGAUCUUCCUCAGUGCCACCACAACCGCAGCCCUGCACUGGUUCGUGAGCCCGUACAUCCACAAACUGAGGUGGCGACAGGGUUCAGACAGCUUCGAGGCAGAGAUAAUGUCGUGGCUGGCUACACCCCUGAAGAAGACGAUCAAGUUUGCUGACAUCAGGCCUGCGGAGACCAACCGACCUUUCGUCACCUUCAGGGCUAAUGGGAGCUUCUACUUCGUCGACGCCGAUCACUUCUCCAACAAGGCCUUGCUGGAGAGGCUCACGCCUAAGCUCCCUAACGAGUCCGCGUUCAAGAACUUGUGAUGGAAGCAACUGUUUUGACAGCAUUCGUGCUCUUGAACCUAGCUGAGCUAUCGUCCUUUUUUUUCCUGUAGUUAAUACUUGUGAGAAUUUAAUAUGUGGUAUUACGGUAUUGCUGUUAUUUCCACUCCAUACGGAGGUUUGAGAAUCACUGGUGUGGAAUAUUUUUAACUCGUGGACGAUUUUGAAUAAGUAGCAGCAACAUGCCCCUCUGUGUGAUUGACAGUUUA